Balaenoptera ricei (Rice's whale) is the source of this 1397-nucleotide messenger RNA. It is a transcript of the gene AVPI1, whose product is annotated as arginine vasopressin induced 1. The record is from RefSeq and is a predicted model, not a curated record. The coding region runs from base 519 to 965 and encodes 148 amino acids. NCBI's taxonomy places the organism in Eukaryota, Metazoa, Chordata, Mammalia, Artiodactyla, Balaenopteridae. The transcript has 3 exons.
AGGUUCGGCAUCUUGGCUUGAGCUGCGGUGGAAGCGAGUGGGCGGGCCGUCAGAGCAGGGGUGUCGCCGGGACCCGAACUCCCAGGUCCACUUAGAGCCCGUCGUUGUGUGAAGCGGCCACGUCUGAGCCCCGGGGGCGGACCCGUGCUGGGGAUAUCGCCGUGUGACCUCGACCAGGAUACCCGCUCCCAAGGUCUUGUCCUGUUGAUGAACGCCGUCCGGUCCCUGUAAGCACCGUCGAGGCAGGAAGCCCAGAGCUGCGCCCGCCCUUUCGAAAGCCGUGGAAGGGGUUGGGGUGGGUGCAUCUUAGCUGACCCCAUCCCGAUUUGAGGUCUGUCGGCUCUGCCCUUCAGCGUGGUGCCCUGGGAAAUUAGAGUGAUUUUAAGUCAAGACUUCCUCCACUUCGGCUCCUGGAGAAUAGAAACACCAGAAGCCCUUGCGUUAGUCAGGACCCCAGGGCUUGGGAAGGGCCCGCUGAGCUGCUGACGACCCUCCCUGUUCCUUCCUCGGCACCCAGGAUGGGUACCCCCGCCUCUGUGGUGAGCGAGCCGCCCCCCUGGCAGGCCCCGACGGAAGCCCGGGGCCGCAAGCAGGCCUCGGCCAACAUCUUCCAGGACGCUGAGCUGCUGCAGAUCCAGGGCCUGUUUCACCGCAGCGGGGACCAGCUGGCCGAGGAACGAGCGCAGGUCGUCUGGGAGUGUGCAGGGGACCACCGUGUGGCGGAGGCCUUGAAGAGGCUGCGCAGGAAGAGGCCCCCUCGGCAGAAGCCCCUGGGCCCCUCGCUACACCACUGCAGCCGGCUCAGAAUCACAGAGCCCCGCGCUCCACCGGCCGACCCACAGAGCAGUGCCACGGAGAUGGCUUCCAGCGAGCAGUAUCUGAACUCCAGAAGGACCAAUGCCAGGAUCCGCCGGAACUGGAGGAAGCCAGGUCCCACAAGCUACCUUCAUGAGAUCAGACACUGAUUCGGGGAAGGGGCUGGGAACAGCUGUAUCUUCCCCAGGAUUCAUAGGGACUUUUGCCAAAGGGCCUGGGGAGGCGAAGAAGGAAGAGAGCUGAGGCAGACAGCCCCACUGCUGCCACUGGCCUGCUCGAGUCAGAACAGGCCCGAAGGCUUCCACUGAGCUGUUAUAUGGGACCCAUUCCUCACCAGAUUGAGGAGAAACAGUGACCGUUCCUGCCUCAGCCCUUCUCAAUUUAACACUAUACCUGGGCUGCAUGAUAUUCCCCUGGGAGUCAAGGACAGGCACUCAGACUCAGCAUCUCACCACUCCUGCUACUGACCCUCCUACUACUACCGUAACGCGUGGUCCAGCAGCUUGUCCCACACCCCUGCCCCUUCAGGCCAGCACAAGGAAACCAUGGUUUAAGUGGCAAAAUAAAACCAUUCGCAUCAA